AUGAGCUGCUGUGUGCCUGCGACGUGCCACACUGCAGCCUGCCCACCUGCAUGGGCAAGGUGUGCUUCAUCAGCAAGAGGAAGGAGGAAGGGACCAUCACCCAACACAAGGGCUGCUUCUCCCAGAACAUCUUGGAGAACUGUCACACGCCAGUGACAGAGCACUAUGGCAUGAAGUGCUGUGACUCCAGCAUGUGCAACGCUGAGCUGGAGAUCUUCCUCCAAGGAGAAGAGACCCUGGGAAAGGCAUCCUCCCUGCCCAACCUCCUCCUGAUGAUCUUCAUCCCUCUGCUCACCCUCCUCAUCCUCGUGGCGCUCAUGGCACUCUUCUGCUGGAAGGUGGCCCAGCACCGCCACAAGAAAAGCGACUUGGGAGACAUGGACCUCAUGUUGAAGGCAUCCAUGGUGGGAGACAGCACUUUGGAGGACUUGCUGAGUGAUGACUGCACGACGGGCAGCGGCUCGGGGCUGCCCUUCCUUGUCCAGAGGACGGUGGCUCGGCAGAUCACCCUCGUGGAGUGUGUGGGCAAAGGACGCUACGGUGAGGUCUGGCGAGGUGUUUGGCAUGGGGAGAGCGUGGCCGUGAAGAUCUUCUCCUCCCGGGAUGAGCAGUCGUGGUUCCGCGAGACAGAGAUCUACAACACCGUCCUCCUCCGACACGACAACAUCCUGGGCUUCAUCGCCUCCGACAUGACGUCAAGGAACUCCAGCACCCAGCUCUGGCUCAUCACCCACUACCACGAGAACGGCUCGCUCUAUGACUACCUGCAGAGGAAAGUCCUGGAUGUGGAGACCUGCCUGGGGUUGGCCUCCUCCAUCAUCUGUGGCCUCGUCCAUCUCCACGUGGAGAUCUUUGGCACCCAGGGCAAACCUGCCAUUGCCCACCGUGACCUGAAGAGCAGGAACAUCUUGGUGAAGAGCAACCGGCAGUGCUGCAUCGCAGACCUGGGCCUGGCCGUCAUGCACUCCCAGGGCAGCGACUACUUGGACAUCGGCAACAACCCCCGGGUGGGCACCAAACGUUACAUGGCCCCGGAGGUGCUGAGCGAGCAGAUCCGCACCGACUGCUUCGAGUCCUACAAGAAAACGGACAUCUGGGCCUACGGGCUGGUGCUCUGGGAGAUCACCCGGCGCACGGUGGUGAACG
This is a messenger RNA of Antrostomus carolinensis (chuck-will's-widow), 1146 nucleotides long. Its product is annotated as serine/threonine-protein kinase receptor R3. The annotation marks the transcript as partial. Gene Ontology annotation, biological process: angiogenesis; protein phosphorylation; heart development. Gene Ontology annotation, cellular component: BMP receptor complex; plasma membrane. Lineage: Eukaryota; Metazoa; Chordata; Aves; Caprimulgiformes; Caprimulgidae. Gene Ontology annotation, molecular function: transmembrane receptor protein serine/threonine kinase activity; ATP binding. The transcript has 7 exons. The record is from RefSeq and is a predicted model, not a curated record.